AUGAAGCUCACCAGCAAAAGCCCCAGCAGGGGGAAUUCACCGACACGAGGGUCUCGGGGAGGACUUUGCACUCUGCUAUGCUACAUGACGUUCUUCGCAGCGUCGGCUUUGGUGUUGACGACUGUGGACUUUUCUCAACUUGCCUCGCUCGAUAAGGCACCGAAGAAGGCACCAAAGAAGAAGAGAAAGAUUAAGCAAAUCACUGUUCUUGGAGAGCGAAACUCUGGGACUCGAUGGACCUACGGUCACUUGUCUAAGUGCUUUAAUCAUUCCAUCCCUGUGACUAGAACAUUGACGAGGUACAAGCAUUGGUUUCAGGAGCCUGUUUACGACAGAUACCCUCAUGACACGCUCGUCGUUAUGCAAUUCCGUAAUCCGUAUGAUUGGUUCAAGGCCAUGCAAAGAGUUCCCCAUCACUCUCCGGCACAUGUGCAAUAUCGGGAUCAUGAUAAGUGGAAGCAAUUUUUAACGACGCCCUGGACCAUGGAACGCAUUGGACUAGAUCGCUGGGACAAUCACACGGAACCCUGUCAGCAAAACUUUCAAUGGAAGGAUCUUAUCAGCUGUCCAGUCUAUCCAAUUCCAAAGGAAGAAGUCACAGAGCAUACUUAUUCGAAUCACCAACCCUUUUAUGAAAUGAGAAAUGACGGUAGUGGCAAACCAUAUGACAAUAUUAUGGAGUUGAGAACGGACAAGAUUCGAAAUUUCAUGACGGUCAAGGACUAUGAAGGUGUCGCAGAUGUUUGGAUCACGCAGUACGAGUAUCUAUUGACAAAGGGUACCAAGAAAUUGGUAGAUCAGGUGGCCAAAGAAACUGGAAUUAAACCAAAGUGUGAACCAUAUGAAGGACAGAACCGCAGGUCGAGAGUGGUGGAGGCAGAGAUGGCAGAAUUCAUUCGAGAAAAUCUGGACUGGGAAGUGGAGUCAUGGAUUGGGUACAAGCCACACAAAUAG
Molecule: messenger RNA, 954 nt
Organism: Cylindrotheca closterium
Lineage: Eukaryota; Bacillariophyta; Bacillariophyceae; Bacillariales; Bacillariaceae
Source: the annotation of a GenBank genome assembly